AUGCUGCAACCAGAUCCGGGUUCUCCCUUGCAACCAGAUCCGAGCUCGACCACCACAGAACCUCUGUCGGAAAGCAGUCUCUUGAAAGAUGGCACCGAGAACUCCUCAUGCAAGAAUGGCAAUGUCGGCACAGCUGUGACAAAAGAGUCUGACAGCAGAGAAUUUACCUCCACGUCUUCGCCAAAACCGCCCUACUGCGCUUUAUCAGCGGGCCGAAAAAGAUUUGCCAUCACGAUCAUCACGCUCGUCGGCGCUGUCGGGCCACUGUCGGGCACCAUGUACCUGCCUGUCCUUCCCUUGCUGGCGCGAGAGUUUGGUGUCAGCAACACGAGCAUUAACGCAAGCGUCUCAUUAUUCAUGAUUACAUUUGCUUUUGCCCCUUUGAUAUGGUCUUCCUUUGCCGACUACCGUGGUCGCCGACCCAUCUAUAUCGCCUCGCUCGCCGUUUUCGUCAUCUCUAACCUAUUGAUCGCAGUAUUGCCUCGAAACUUUGCCGUCUUUAUGAUUUUGCGCUUCUUCCAUGCUUUUGGAGCUGGUGCCGUCGUCUCCAUGGGCGCUGGCUCUGUUGCUGAUAUCACCGAACCCGCAAAGCGUGGACGUAAAAUGUCCAUCUUUUUGCUUGGGCCACAAUGCGGCCCCGUGUUUGGCCCGGUCAUUGGAUCGGCCUUGGGCGGAGCGGCCAGUUGGCGUUGGAUUCCAGGCUUCUUAGCGCUUGUUAGCUUUCUGCUGUGCCUAGUCAUAAUUUUCUGCCUUCCCGAGACCCUGCGCUACCGCGCUGGCAAUGGUAGAAUCGCCCAAGAGAAGAGCUGGUUUCUAUGGCCCCCUCGACUGGUGUCUGCUGUCGUCGCUGAGCACGAGCGCGGACCCAAACCUCCCAAGCCGACGCUCAAAGGCUAUUGGAAGCUAUUUUCCUAUCCGCCGAUCGGCAUCGUCUCUGUCAAUACGGCUAUUCUCUAUUCAACCUAUUUUGCAAUAAGUGUGGCACUGCCAUAUGCACUUGAAGACCGAUACGGUUGGACAACAACCACCGUCGGCUUGGGUUAUCUCGCAGUCGGCAUCGCUCUCAUAUGUGGAAACUUACUUGGCGGCCACUUCAAUGACUGGCGUAGAGUGAGGCGAGUUGCCGCGUCGCCGGGGGCAGAGGUCGAGCCAGAGAGGCGUCUCGAGGAUCAGAUAUGGGGAGUCCUCGUCUGCGUUGCCGGCACGGCAAUGUUCGGGUGGUUUGUCGACAGGUCUAUUCACGUCGCAGCCGUCCUCGUAGCCACAUUUCUUGCUGGCUUCGGUGUGAGCUGGGUUUUCAUCGCUAGCACCGCUUUCUUGGGCGAAUGCGUCCCGUUGCAGGCCGUGGGCGCUUUUGCGCUGGGCAACAUGCUUCGUAACCCGGCCGCUGCCAUCGCCUCUGUCGUGUAUCCAAGUCUAAAAAACAAAAUAGGCAUAGCUUGGUUCUUCACAGGCUUCGCUAUUUUUGACUUGGUUGCUGUCGGUAGUGCGGUCAUCAUAUUGCGAAGAUACGGGCCAUAUUGGCGAAAGAAGAAAUCGCAAGCCUCGGGACGUCUUUCACAAAACGGUCGAACAUAG
Beauveria bassiana ARSEF 2860 is the source of this 1578-nucleotide messenger RNA. RefSeq names its product major facilitator superfamily transporter. The record is from RefSeq and is a predicted model, not a curated record. The coding region runs from base 1 to 1578 and encodes 525 amino acids. NCBI's taxonomy places the organism in Eukaryota, Fungi, Ascomycota, Sordariomycetes, Hypocreales, Cordycipitaceae. Gene Ontology annotation, biological process: amine transport; transmembrane transport. The transcript is spliced from 6 exons. Gene Ontology annotation, molecular function: amine transmembrane transporter activity.